CUGGGAGGCCCCGGGGCCUCCUGUGCGCGCCUUCGGGCCCAGUUCUUGCAGAGUAGAGGCGGACAAACUUCGGGCCGUGCUUUUGCCAGGGCGGGCGCUGCCUGGAGCGCAGAGCCUCGCGGGCGCCAGGGGAGGCUGGGGGCGUGCCCUCAGGGUGCACCAAGAGCCUCGCCGGGGCAGUGGGGCUGGUGCCCCCGUGUCCUCUCGCGCCCGGGGGUUCUCGUGCGCCAUGGGAUGGCGGGGAUGGCGGCGCGAGGGGACCAGCAUCCCGGACCAACCAGGAAGUGCUGCGCUCGGAGGCUUGGAGCCCAGCCUGCCAGAUGUACGGUGCCGGGCGUGUGGCCACACAGCUGCUUGCUGUGCGCCCACGAGCCCCUUUGCUCUUACCCUGUCUGAAGCCAACAUGUCACUGAAAAAUGAGCCAAGAGUAAAUACCUCUGCAUUGCAGAAAAUCGCUGCUGACAUGAGUAAUUUGAUAGAAAAUCUGGACACACGGGAGCUGCACUUUGAGGGAGAAGAGGUGGAUUAUGAUGUGUCUCCCAGCGAUCCCAAGAUCCAGGAAGUGUGUAUUCCUUUCUCUGCUAUUUAUAAGACUCAAGGAUUUAAGGAGCCUAAUAUACAGACGUAUCUCACCGGCUGUCCAAUAAAAGCCCAAGUUCUGGAAGUGGAGCGCUUUACAUCUACAACAAGGGUACCAAGUAUCAAUCUUUACACUAUUGAAUUAACACAUGGGGAAUUUAAAUGGCAAGUUAAGAGGAAAUUCAAACACUUUCAAGAAUUUCAUAGAGAGCUGCUCAAGUACAAAGCUUUUAUCCGAAUCCCCAUUCCCACCAGAAGGCACACGUUUAGAAGACAGAAUGUCAAAGAAGAGCCUCGAGAGAUGCCAAGUUUGCCCCGUUCAUCUGAAAACAUGAUCAGAGAAGAACAAUUCUUCGGUAGAAGGAAACAACUGGAAGAUUAUUUGACAAAGCUACUGAAAAUGCCCAUGUAUAGAAACUACCAUGCAACAACAGAAUUCCUUGACAUAAGCCAGCUGUCUUUCAUCCAUGAUUUGGGACCAAGGGCAUGUAAAGAAGGUAUGAUAAUGAAGAGAUCCGGGGGACACAGAAUACCAGGCUUGAAUUGCUGUGGUCAGGGAAGAGCCUGCUACCGCUGGUCAAAAAGGUGGUUGAUAGUGAAAGAUUCCUUUUUACUGUAUAUGAAACCAGACAGUGGUGCCAUUGCCUUCGUCCUGCUGGUAGAUAAAGAAUUCAAAAUCAAGGUGGGGAAGAAGGAGACAGAGACAAAAUAUGGGCUCCGAAUUGAUAAUCUCUCAAGGACUCUUAUUUUAAAAUGCAACAGCUAUAGACAUGCUCGGUGGUGGGGAGGGGCUAUAGAAGAAUUCAUCCAGAAAUAUGGUACCAACUUUCUCAAAGACCAUCGAUUCGGGUCUUAUGCUGCUAUCCAAGAGAAUACAUUAGCCAAAUGGUACGUUAAUGCCAAAGGAUAUUUUGAAGAUGUGGCAAAUGCAAUGGAAGAGGCACAAGAAGAGAUUUUUAUCACGGAUUGGUGGUUGAGUCCAGAAAUCUUCCUGAAACGCCCGGUGGUUGAAGGAAAUCGUUGGAGGUUGGACUGCAUUCUUAAACGAAAAGCACAAGAGGGGGUGAGAAUCUUCAUAAUGCUCUACAAAGAGGUGGAACUCGCUCUUGGAAUCAACAGUGAAUACAGCAAGAGGACUUUAAUGCGUCUACACCCCAACAUAAAGGUGAUGAGGCACCCAGAUCAUGUAUCAUCCAGCGUGUAUCUGUGGGCUCAUCAUGAGAAAGUUGUUGUCAUCGACCAGUCAGUGGCCUUUGUGGGUGGGAUCGACCUGGCCUAUGGAAGGUGGGAUGACAACGAACACAGACUCACGGACGUGGGCAGCGUGAAGCGUGUCACUGCAGGACCAUCUCUGAGUUCCUUCACAGCUGAAACAACAGAGUCCAUGGAAUCCUUAAGCCUUCAAGAUAAAAACAAAGCUAGUAAUAAUCCGCCCCUGAGGAGCGUUGAUGAUAUGGAUUCAAAACUGAAAGGAGUAGGAAAAUCCAGAAAGUUCUCGAAAUUUAGCCUCUACAGACAUCUCCACAGGCACCACCUGCACGAUGCAGACAGCAUCAGCAGCAUCGACAGUGCCUCCAACACCAGCUCCCUCCGCAGUUUACAGACAGGCAUGGGAGAGCUCCAUGAAACCAGGUUCUGGCAUGGAAAGGAUUACUGCAAUUUUGUCUUCAAAGACUGGGUUCAACUUGAUAAACCUUUUGCUGAUUUCAUUGACAGGCACUCCACUCCCCGGAUGCCAUGGCAUGACAUUGCCUCUGCAGUUCACGGGAAGGCAGCUCGUGACGUAGCACGUCACUUCAUCCAGCGCUGGAACUUCACGAAGGUACUAUCGGUCCUUUCGUAUCCUUUUCUGCUUCCAAAAUCUCAAACAACAGCCCAUGAGCUGAAAUAUCAAGUGCCUGGGUCUGUCCAUUGCCAUGUACAGUUGCUCCGCUCUGCUGCUGAUUGGUCGGCUGGUAUAAAGUACCAUGAAGAGUCCAUCCAUACUGCUUAUAUCUAUGUGAUAGAGAACAGCAAGCACUAUAUCUACAUAGAGAACCAGUUUUUCAUAAGUUGUGCUGAUGACAAAGUUGUGUUCAACAAGAUAGGUGAUGCCAUUGCUCAGAGGAUCCUGAAAGCUCACAGGGAAAACCAGAGAUACCGGGUGUAUGUUGUGAUACCGCUGCUGCCAGGAUUUGAAGGAGACAUUUCAACGGGUGGAGGAAAUGCUCUGCAGGCAAUAAUGCACUUCAACUACAGAACCAUGUGCAGAGGAGAAAAUUCCAUCCUUGGGCAGUUAAAAGCAAAGCUUGGCAAUCAGUGGAUAAAUUACAUAUCAUUCUGUGGCCUUAGAACGCAUGCAGAGCUUGAAGGAAACCUAGUCACUGAGCUCAUCUAUGUCCACAGCAAGUUGCUAAUUGCUGAUGACAACACUGUUAUUAUUGGCUCUGCCAACAUAAACGACCGAAGCAUGCUGGGGAAGCGUGACAGUGAAAUGGCUGUCAUUGUACAGGACACAGAGACAGUCCCUUCAGUAAUGGAUGGGGAAGAAUACCAAGCUGGCCGGUUCGCCCAAGGACUUCGGCUGCAGAGCUUCAGGGUUGUCCUUGGCUAUCUUUCUGACCCAAGCGAAAACAUUCAGGAUCCAGUGAGUGACAAAUUCUUCAAGGAGGUAUGGGUUGCAACGGCAGCUCGAAAUGCUACAAUUUAUGAUAAGGUGUUCCGGUGCCUUCCCAAUGAUGAAGUACACAAUUUAAUUCAAUUGAGAGACUUUAUUAGCAAGCCCAUAUUAGCAAAGGAGGAUCCCAUUAGAGCCGAGGAAGAACUGAAAAAGAUCCGUGGGUUCUUGGUGCAAUUCCCCUUUUAUUUCUUGUCUGAAGAAAGCCUACUGCCUUCCGUUGGAACCAAAGAAGCCAUAGUGCCCACAGAGGUUUGGACUUAAGGGUUCUAUUCAUUUGCAGCUCAAGGACUCCCACCUUGAAAGGUACACUGCACACACAGUGACUUUCUGGAGACCCUCACAGCCAAAGCCAGCCCCGAUGCACUAUUGUAUCCAACCCACAGACCCUUUGGAUUGGCUGGGCAGGGCUGUGGUCCUACUGAUAGAAGGAUACCGAACAUCAGGUGGGCUUUAUAAUUCCUCGUGCUUAUCCUUGUAAAAAGGGACUGCAUUCUUAAUGGUAGCGUAUGCUCAACAACUUAAACACAUACUCAAAUUCCAUGAUGUACAUCAAAAUGCAUUUCCUUUACUAACAAGAAUUUACCUGUACCUGUGAUCCAGGUGGCCAAAAAUUGUCUAAACCUUUUUGUUCUCCUCUGACCUUCAUUUAUGCAGCUGGUGACUGCUGGACCUGCCCUCAUUUCAUAGUGCAUACAGACACCGUUUGAGACAUCGUUUAAUAAUAGAAGAUGUUGUGAGGCUGCUCCCAGGUUCUUCAAGGUUACUUGAGAUACCCCUGCCCAUCUGAUCCUGAAGUCAUAGUGUUUACCCACCCAAGAUGUGGGCCUUAUUCCUUUUCAGUGACUGAAGGCACAGGGCAGAUGCUAUGUACAUAGCAGCCCAUGUUAGGCACUUCUGAUAACAUUGACACUAUAGAUCUUAACACCACAGAGGAAUAGGAAGGAAUUAAAUUUGGUUAUUGAGGCAGAGAUUUCACUUUGCCUCCAAAGGCAGUGACAAGAUAUGUUCUUUUGAUAGGGCCCACCUGAUCAAAUUUGAAAACAUGUGUAGGAUAUUUCAUUACACAGCAACUGAUAAAACUCAGAGCAUGCAGCCUUCAGAAACCUCCAAGGUGUCAGCAGGGAUCUGAUUCAGACAAGAAGAGGAGAUUUCUUAUAGUCCUGGAAAAUGUCCUAUCAUCCUUGGCUGCUGGAUUGAUUGAAAUUUGAGUUUCUGCAUUUGAAAAUCAGACCAGUGAAUGCAUUUUGUCUUUCAAGAGAAUCAGAGGCUUCAUAACUCCUACCACAUUAAUAAGUUAGGAGCCUAACCUUAGUUGACAUUCAGCUCUCCAGCUAUGUUAUCUUCUUUAAGAAAAAUUAAUUGAUUGCAAAAGAUGUGCUACUUAACUUGCAUUAUUCAAUAUACAUUAACAUUCCACCAGGCUUCUAAAGAGGUUAGGAUCUUUAUUAAUUCACAUCAUCCUGGUCUAUGAAUUGUUCUGGAAACCCGUUUUUCCUUUUUGAAUUCUAGCAUACCCUUUGGUACACCAUAGCUCUAAUUUUACAAAGCAGAACUAUUCUUCUAGCCUAAAGAGUUGAUGUAGGUUCCCAAAAGGCCUGUGCUCAUAAAACAUGGUGUAGGGGCAUUGAUCACACACGUAUGGAUUACCUGGGCAGAACCUCAUUUGAGCCAUUCUUCAAAGAGACAAGGACCCAAUCCAUUUUCGUGGAGCUAAUAGGCCAAUGGAGAAGGUUAAACAGGAGCACAAAGUCAAUAAUCUGGGUGGGUAGGAGAGAGUGUCACACUCACAAAAGGAUUUCACAGCCAGAGAAUAUUUCAGACCAAUGAGGUAGAACUGUGCUUUAUGAAUAAAUAGUUUCUCAGAUAGCUGAAGAUGGUGAAAAAUGACUUCAUUCUAUAGCAGCUGUACAUAAGACAUUUGCUAUUUAUGAAGUUUAGAUUGGCAUUGAAAGUGCUGAGUGUAUAUGGAAUACCUAAGGAUGUCUUAUAGUUUACUUUUAAAUAUUUUGUAAACUGUAGAACAGUCAACAUGCUGGCUUUUGAUUUUGUGCAAGAUGCUCCUUUAACACCAUGAAAAAUAAAAGCCUAAAAGCACCCCUUCUCUUUUAAAAAAAAUCACAUAAGCCAACCUCUCCCCAUUUUAUAGAUGAGGAAACUGAGGCCCAGAUUGUUUGAAGGACUCACUUGAGUUUCACUCAACUGAGAGAUGGUGGAGGCAGGACUAAUGAAAUUGCUGUGGUUCAUUACUGGCCUCUCCCUUGACUUCAACAUUGUCCAAAUGCAAGGAGAUGCAGUAAACAGAUUUCAGGCAGGAUAUGUCGUGUGAUGUACUCAUGUGCUCAUCUGUCUCCCCCUGCUUGAAUGUAAGCUCCACGGGGCAGGGACUUUGCUGUGUUUUGUUCCUAGUGUAUCUGCAGAGCUGAAACAGUACCUGGCACAUAGGAGGGGCUUAGUAACUCUUUGUUAGGUGAAUCAACGAAGUCGAGGGGAGAGCUAAUGAAAUGACAGAUUUAUGGAGUCUCAGACAAGAAAUCUUACUGUUGGUUUCAGUGGCAAGUUUUCUUUCCCCUGCAUCUCCUCAAAGGCAAGAUGUUUAUCUGCAAAGAUGGGAGGCUACCGGCUUUACUUGGCGGAUCUUAUGGAACAUUCCACGCAAUAGUUGCCUAUUUGCAAUAGCAGCUUACAUAGCGCAGCAUUCUGCAGAAGUCACAUGGGAUGUGGACACGAGGUGUACUGCACGGCCUAAUUACCCACCAUCCCGACACCGCUACUACCUAAUAGAAGUUCAAAUACUUUAACAUUGCAAUACCUGAUAUCAACUUUAAAAUGCAAAGGAUUCAAAGUCUUGCAAAGGCUCAACAUUUUAUGAAUCUGCUCAACAUUUUAAAUUGACUGUAAUCCUCUGAAGCACCUAUAAAUGCUGUACCCAAUACUCUGAUCAUCUCUGUAAUAAUUUUGUUUUCAAGAAGGAAAAAAAUCCUCUGAUCAUACGAAACGAAUGGUAGAAAGUAGGGUAGCUAGCAAAGCUAUUCAGGUUAUCCAAGCUUAGUUGUUGGAGGAUACUCAACAUAGCAGGUCUGAUGCAGGCAUUUGCUCUGUAUUAAGUGUCCACUCAGUGAUUUACCCUUCCUUGGAAUGUUCUUAACUCUCAGCUCUGAUGCAUCAUGCAGAGGCUUGGAGAGGUGGCCAUUAGAUAAUUGAGGGGCACAUUGUAAUACAGAAUAAUGGUUUUAUUUUACUAACACCUUUGGAAAAAAAUUUCAUCUGUAGGUAGUCAAAAACAUGAAGAGUUAAUCUCUUAUGUAAUAACUUGAGCAAUUGUAAUAUAUCAUGAACGAACAGUCUCCCAGAGGAAAACGGCAAGCUGAGAAGCCUUUCUGCAGAUUAAGACCAUCUGCGAAUAAAUUUGUGUAGACUUGAAGAACCUACACUUCUUUCUGCGUCUCCUGACUCCUUCUUCCAUCAGCCUCUGGCCCCAUGCAGAGCACCUCCUUAUUAUGUAAAACGUUUUAGAGGACAAGGAAAGAGUUUCCGGAAAAAAAAAAAAAUUAGGCCUCCACAACGAAUCUUCAUUUUAACUUCUACUUUUAAGUGACUGACAAAAUAUUAUUAUUUUUUUAACAGAGGUAAUCGUUCUUUUUAACAUCCCCAAUCUGAUGUGGCACUUGAGCCUUUUCUGAUGUCUGUCACCCUCUAUAGCAGGGUAAAGAGGAUCCUUCACAUCUUUUCAUCCCUCUCUACUCUCUCUUGUAUAAAACGAGCAAAUGCUAAAGGACUUUAAGUGUGCUUAGGAAUAUAUUUUUUAUUUCCUUGCAAGAUCCUCUGAGACCAAUUACUACUGGCAGCUUGGAAAUUUAAAAUGGAUGAGCGUUGAGAAAUUCUUGAAUCUAGAAAUUCACUGGAAAAGGAAUUCAUCAACAUCUCUCAAAAAGUUGCAGGUGAAAAGUCAGGGAAUUUACAUUAUUUUUAGGGGGGUGGGCAGGUACCAUAAAAUGAUUCCUAAUGGCAUUCAAUUCACACGUGAGAUAGUACAGACUCUGACUUGAGAUUGGAAGCAUUCAUGAAAGGAGCCAAACAUUUUAUCGCUUAAUUUCUUACAGGUUAUUUUUUUCCCUAAUACUAUUUUUAAUUUUUAACUUAAAAAAAGUAAUCAAACACAAGAUAAAUGAAAAUUUGUCAUGCUGAUCAUUUGGAAGGUGUAAAGUCAGAGACUAGGAUGGCAAUUCAACCAAAAUCCAGGCUUAGUUACUCUUUCCUAUCCCCAAGCAACUAUAAUUGCUCACUUUAUUCUAGAUAAAUGCACAUAAGUGAAUGUCACCCUAAUUCUGCUCCCCACUAGGGAAUAGAACAUCAUGCCCUCCUAAUGUAUAUCUACUUGGAUCCUUCACACAAAAUAGUCUGGGCCAAAGGUACAGAUCUUCUCCUAAACUAUUCUAAAACCUCAUAACGAAGUAUUGCAGUUGGAGCACAUGUUACUGACACAGAAAACAUACUUGGCAAUGGACAUCCAUUCAGAACAUUUAGAUAUUCUGGACAGAACUCAGGCUCCGAGCCUCACCUCUACUGCAGCACUUGGCAAACCAAGCGGGGCCUCCUGUUUUUGUAAGUAAAGCUCUAUUUGAACACAGCCAUGUCCAUUCAUUUACAUGCAUUCAUGACCAAAUGAUCCACAAAUCUUAAAAUAUUCACCAUCUUUAAGAAGAGCCUGCUGAUCCUUCCUCCAGAGAGAGCAGAGAAUGUCCAGACAGAGUACCUCAACCAAGCAGAUUUGGAUGAGUUUUAACCUCUUCCAUAAGAAGGUUUUCAAGUCUCCCUAUCCCAGAGCCCAACAUAUGACAAUGGAUUUAUUCUAAGAACAAGGUCAAGUCCUUCCAGGAAUAAAAUCACAUGGUUUUUGGUUCUGGAAAGAGAUGUUGUCAGCUAAAGCAGGCCUCUCCCAGCUGAGGACUUAUAGUCAUACAUGGGUGACAAUGUUUGUAACUCAAGUGUUCAAAAAAAAAAAAAAAAAAAGACGAUGGAUAGGCUGAAGGAUUUGUAUUGAAUGAGAACCAUGAACUCAGGAGACUCAAUUUCCCCUGAAUUUUCCAUCUGUGAAGCAUUGGAAAUGAUAUGUGUAUCCAUUCCCUGCCUCACAAUCAAUGCUCUCUACACCUGGUCCCUUAACUGCUUUUUUAAAAAUGUAAAUACUCAUUAAUUAAAUAAUUAAAAGUGUGAAA
Molecule: messenger RNA, 8454 nt
Organism: Lynx canadensis (Canada lynx)
Lineage: Eukaryota; Metazoa; Chordata; Mammalia; Carnivora; Felidae
Gene: PLD1
Product: phospholipase D1
Biological process (GO): phosphatidic acid biosynthetic process; regulation of microvillus assembly; cell motility
Molecular function (GO): D-type glycerophospholipase activity; phosphatidylinositol binding
Source: RefSeq, a predicted model, not a curated record